GUUGAUGAACAGGACGUCAGUUAUUGGUCAGUUUCAAUUUAAAAGCUAACGUCACAUCCCUCCGCGCAGUGCUCCAAGUCCGAUCGUACAGAGAAAAGAGUGUCGGUUCGUGUUGAAUAAUGGCGGAAAGCGACUGUGGCUAUGAUGAACGAUACGAGUUCGAUGCUCCCUCCCACGUCGUCGACUUGAAGGAGCUGGAGAAUAACGACAGUGAUGAUCAGUGGUUCGAACAACAGGUCGGGGGCCUAACUACACCUUUAAGACCUGACUGGUCCAUUAUGAGAGGCAAUACACCCAACCUGCCCAAAGCCAUCGUGAUUUCUCAAAUCAAGACGGAUGUAGACAGUGGUCCUGGCACAUCCACAUCUCCACCCCCAAACGUUGUCACAUCCUGGGGAGCUGGAACUGCGACUCAUGCUAAUGGCCGACCAAAGAGGAGGACGGCGAAUCAACCCCCUGCCCAGCCAAGCAGGAUUUCAAAACGUAAAGUGACAACAACCGGUUCAGCUCCUACACAGUCGGCUGCACCACCAUCAAAGAAAUCCAAACCGAGUCCUGUUGCCAGACCAGCUCGAAAAUCCAGUAGUGUCCUCCACAGAAAUGGACAAAGGAAUUCCAGAAUUGCACCUAAGACUGGGAAGACAGAGCUGUGCAGCUCUGAAGAACAGGAGCUGGAGCGCAUCGAGAUCCUCCAGAAGAAAGUAGCUCUGCACCUCAGACAGAACGAGGCCAGCUACAAAGCUGCUCUGGCUGGCAAUCCACCCCCAAAGAAGGUGGCCCUGUCCACGACUGUGCCUAAAGAAUUCAAUUUCACCACAGACAACCGCAUUAAGGCGACUACUUCAUCCAGUACAGCAGAUAAAGAAGUGGACUUCAUCAGUCAGCUUCGCAAACCUUCCUCUCCAGUAAAGGCCAUGAAAGGUGCCACUAUACCCCAACCCUUCAACCUGUCGACAGGCAACAAGAGAAAGGUGGAGGGGUCAGGUGCCUAUGUUCCCAUGGCUCAGCAGAUUGAGCAGUACCAAAAACGAACCCCUGACCGCUACCAUCUGCGUAGUCGCCAGAGUCAAGAGAGGGGGCCACAUCCAGUGAAGGGCGACCAGCUGAAGCUCACCCAACCUCAUACCCCACACCUGAUGACCCGCCAGAGGAGCCGGCCCACUACUGUGAAGAGCAGUGCUGAGUUGGAGGCUGAAGAGGUGGACCAACUUCACAAGUUUAAAUUCAAGGCUCUGGAGCUAAACAGGAAACUGCUGGAAGGUGCAGAGCAUUUGAAGAAGCCAGCUGUGAAGGAACCCACAGUACCGGAAGGCUUCGAGCUGCAGAUUGAAAAAAGGCUCCAGGAGAGACAGAUUUCUAAGAAUCCUGAGGAAGAAGAGAGGCCACAUACCUUUAAAUCCCAGCCUCUGCCCAAGAGGAUCUUGGAAGGAGUCGUGGGAGUGCCAGAAAGGAAAGUUCUGCAUCCAACUGUUCCAGAGUCUCCAGCUUUUGCUCUGAAGAAGAGGGUUCGUGUUGAUCGCAAGGUCGAGGAAGUAAAACAGCCGUCACCAAUCAAGGCCCUCCCAGUGCCUUACUUUGGCCUCCCCUUCCAGCCGCGGCUCCCAGAGCACCACCAUGUGGAGGUCUGUCCUUUCUCCUUUGACGAGAGGGAGCGAGAGAGGAGGGCAAUGAAAGAAAAGAGGCUGGAGAAGAAGAAUGAAGAGGUCCCCCAGUUCAAGGCCCAGCCGCUGCCAGAUUUUGAGUCUGUGAUUCUCCCUGAAAAGAAGAAGCUGGAGGCCACAAAGCCGGAACCCUUCAGACUUCUCCUCGAUGAACGUGGUUCUGUGAAGAACAGUCGCUGGGAGCUGAUGGUGAAAGGAGAGCAGAAGCAACAGGAGGAAGCAGCAACAUUCAAAGCCAGGCCCAACACUGUCAUUCAUAAAGAACCUUUCCAGCCCAAAAAGCCAGAGCGAGCUACAGCAGCUGUGGUGAAUUUUGAGCUGUCGACAGAGCGACGUGCCAGGGAGCGCCAGGAGUACGAGCGACUGGUCAGCGAGAAGGAGGCUCUCAGGGAGCUCAUGGAGGAGGAGCAGAGACAAGAGGAGGAGCAGCGACAAAAAGAGGAGAUCACCAGGCUGCGGCAAGAACAGGUUUGCAAGGCUCAGCCCAUCAGACACUACAAACCUGUAGAAGUGAAGAAGAGUGACGUUCCUCUCACGGUCCCUCACACUCCAAAGUUUUCUGAUCGGUUCCGCCUGUGAUCAAACCUUAUUUCUGUUGGAAAUGUUUGAAAAACCGUUGAAACGUAUUUUGUUUUUUUAUCUUCUUCCUGUUGAGCUUUAGAUUUUAACCACACGCUGUAUAUAAUGUUCUUGCUACAUUAAGUCUUUAUAAAAGUCAAUAAAAUUUGUAACGUUUAGUGAACAUGUGUAUUGCCUGCAUAAUACCUGUCAUCUUCAGCUUUCAACCAGCGGCGGUUCCUCUCCAAUUUCUUGGGGUCAAAUUUGUUUUGAUGACAGAUGAAUUAUUUAAUAUUUUUUAAUCAAUCGGAAUCCAAUGUUAUUUGUAUAGCCCAUAGUCACAAAUAUAUAUAGUAAGGAAAAUUACCCCAAAACACCUAUUGGGGCGGGGGGGGGGGGCGAGACGACGUAAAAUCUCAUAGGGUCAUAUGUGAGGAUCCCUCUCCCAGGACUGACAGAAGUGCAGCAGUUUUCACAUGCUCUACAAUGACUGAAAUAGACACAAUUUAAUCCCUAUUUGAAGUUCCUGUGUGUAAGGUUUAGGUGAAAGGGAUCUAUUGGCUGAAAUUUAAUAUAAAAUAAUCUUAGUGAUGUUUUCAUUUGUGUGUUUUGCCUGUAUUGUACAAAUGUUUUUUUUUUUUUUUACCCUAUAAUGGGACCCUUAUAUUUCAAUACUUACAUCCUGAGCGGGUCCUCUAUAUGGAGGCACCAUGUUUUUUUGCAGUUGUCCAAACUGGACAAAUUAAACAUCUUUUGAGUUUUUCGGACAA
Pleuronectes platessa (European plaice) is the source of this 2989-nucleotide messenger RNA. Its product is annotated as targeting protein for Xklp2-B. The coding region runs from base 120 to 2240 and encodes 706 amino acids. Gene Ontology annotation, cellular component: microtubule; spindle. The transcript has 16 exons. Lineage: Eukaryota; Metazoa; Chordata; Actinopteri; Pleuronectiformes; Pleuronectidae. The record is from RefSeq and is a predicted model, not a curated record. Gene Ontology annotation, biological process: activation of protein kinase activity; regulation of mitotic spindle organization.